This is a messenger RNA of Hermetia illucens (black soldier fly), 1182 nucleotides long. RefSeq lists its product as uncharacterized. Bases 1 to 1182 code for a protein of 393 amino acids. Lineage: Eukaryota; Metazoa; Arthropoda; Insecta; Diptera; Stratiomyidae. The record is from RefSeq and is a predicted model, not a curated record. The transcript is spliced from 2 exons.
AUGGAUUUGGGACCAGGUUUAAGUAAGAGCGGAUACUACAGUAUCCUUGAUACAAUACAUAUUGCUGUUAAAAGUGUUGCUAAAGUUUUAUUUCGUAAAGCAGCACAAGAAGAAAAAAAAGCAAAUGAGCAAGAAGGAAAUAUUGCAGAUGAAAUAACAGUUUCGGGUGAUGGUUCAUGGGCAAAACGUGGCUUUACGUCACUACUAGGUAUCGUUUCUUUAAUCGGAAAGUACUCUAAUAAAGUUAUAGACGUUAUCGUUAAAUCUAAAGUUUGUAAAGCUUGUGAAAAGUGGGUGGGUAAAGAAAAUAAAGAUGAAUAUUUAGAAUGGUACGAGGAUCAUCAGACUGAGUGUACGGCGAAUCACGAAGGAAGUUCUGGUAAGAUGGAGGUUGACGGAGUUAUUGAAAUGUUUCGACGAUCCGUUGAAGAGCUCGGUGUAAAAUAUAAAAAAUAUAUUGUUGAUGGGGACUCCAAAACUUAUAAAAAUUUACUAGAAGCAAAUAUUUAUAACAAUGAUCCUAAAGUUGAAAAAAAUGAGUGCGUUUUACAUGUGAAAAAGCCUAUUAUGAGAAAUGAAGACUCUGUAGAAAAUAUGAGAAAAUCUAUAUGGGCAACCUAUUAUCAUUUGAUAUCAACUGAUGAAGAGCCCCAGCAUUCUUAUUGCCCAGAGGGUCCCGAUUCCUGGUGCAAGUAUCAAAAAUUGAAAUCUGAAGGUCAUGAAGAUACGUUCGUUCAUCCACCUGCUUUCGAUAAUGACACUGCAAAUCUUUUGGAACCAAUUUACGAAGAUCUGUCAUCAGAUGAUCUUUUGGAAAGAUGUUUAGGAAGAAACACACAGAAUAAUAACGAGGCUUUUAAUCAUUGUGUUUGGAGUUUUGCACCAAAACAUAUUUUUGUAGGCCAAAAAACUUUAGAAAUUGCUGCAUUCACUGCAGCAUGUAUAUUUAACGAAGGAUUUUUCCCAGUACUAAAAAUAUUGGAAGUCAUGGACGUUACGCUCGGCCCGUGCGCUGUCGCGUUUGCAAAAUCCUACAAUAAAUCUCGGAUUGCAAAAGCGGAAAAUGCCACAGCAAUGUCAUCGAAAGAAGCCCGAAAGAGUCGAAGAGCGGACAAAGUUGCAGAGAAUGAUGCCUAUGAAGAGGAUGAAGGCAUAUUAUACGCUCCAGGCAUCGACGAUUGA